AUGGAGACCGAUCCGGAUGUUAUCAUAAGCUCCGAGAACUACGACAAGUUCGACAUUGGAGACAUCCGCCGCAGUCACAUCGAGUGGGUCCAAGACUUGAUGAGGCAGGGUCUCAUGACCCAGUCGGCCUUGUAUGAGAGGUUCACAGCAUCUUUAUCCAAAACACUCGUCAGAUUUGUAUCCAUCAUCCAAAGCAAGACACCACAGCCAGGACAGGAAAUAGCAGCGUCUGUCGGAUUGUCGGCCAUGUUCGACAUCCUGACAUGGCAUGCCGCCUUCCCCUUUGCCCCGACACGAAAUAGUAUGGACGAGAAUGGUUUUCUCCGGGCAAUCUGCCUUCUGACAUGGAACCCGCCGCCACAUUAUGCUCCCACAUUCUCGUCUCGACCGGUUCACGGGCUAUACACGGGAAAUUGGGGCCCUCACAGUGGCUGGCUUGUUGCGACCCGCGGAAAAGGGCCCCAGGACUUUAGACGACGUCUGUUCCGGAGCUUAGCUGAACCCGGCGCAGAGCGCCAUGGUCAGGAGCCGGCUGGAACCGUCAGCACGGCACCAAUCACGAUUCCUGUCCCGCGCUUCGUGCGCUAUCAGCCUCGCGAACUUGAUUCGGGCGAAACAGACGAGAACGAUUUGCUGGAAGUUGCCGUAGUGGCACACGAGGAUGAGCGGUCCGUCGACCUGCUCGAUGUUCUCUCCGAAAACCCUGCCGAGGACAUUCCCAUGACGUGCAACCCGCUUCGGGAGUGCUACGAGCCCGUCCUGGCCACACUUCCACGCCAGCCGCACCAGCUUACUGAGCUGCGUAUCCCCACUGCCAAGCUUGUCUCUUUCCUCAGGCUCCUCCACGCUUCGGAGCGCCAACGAAGACAGCGGGAUGGCGGGGAUGCGGCCGGGUCUCACCUGAUGGCCCUGGCUCAGGGGCUGGGCGACAGGCCGCCGUAUAUCAGUUGGCAUAGGUUUGACGCCGUGAUAGCGCCGCAUACUGAACGAAUUGGACGCAUUCUGUCAGACGUCUUUUCCACGUUCAAGGCCCCCCUGAGGCCAUCUGAUGAGUAA
Messenger RNA from Canariomyces notabilis, 1056 nucleotides. RefSeq lists its product as uncharacterized. The record is from RefSeq and is a predicted model, not a curated record. The coding region runs from base 1 to 1056 and encodes 351 amino acids. NCBI's taxonomy places the organism in Eukaryota, Fungi, Ascomycota, Sordariomycetes, Sordariales, Chaetomiaceae. The transcript is spliced from 4 exons.